Penaeus indicus is the source of this 978-nucleotide messenger RNA. Its product is annotated as AP-1 complex subunit gamma-1-like. NCBI's taxonomy places the organism in Eukaryota, Metazoa, Arthropoda, Malacostraca, Decapoda, Penaeidae. Bases 110 to 838 code for a protein of 242 amino acids. Gene Ontology annotation, molecular function: clathrin-cargo adaptor activity. Gene Ontology annotation, biological process: Golgi to vacuole transport; intracellular protein transport. Gene Ontology annotation, cellular component: AP-1 adaptor complex; membrane coat. The record is from RefSeq and is a predicted model, not a curated record. The transcript has 6 exons.
AGUGCGCGCAGGGCCACCUUGCCGGAAACACCGAUGACAGGAGCGCCGCCUCAGAUGCCUCACUAAAUCCCUUUGCACCACGCCUCAGGUCACCCCCAGCCUCGGCAAGAUGUCGAGCAUAAAACAGGUGAUCAAUGAUGCGGUGGAGAAAGGUAAGGAGGUUUAUGAAAAAGUGAGACAACCCAACCCCAUCCGCCUUCGAGACCUCAUCAGACAGAUCCGCUCGGCGAAGACAGCAGCCGAGGAGCGAGCAGUUGUUAACAGAGAGUGUGCAUAUAUCCGACUCACAUUCAGAGAAGAGGAUUCUGUUUGGAGAUGCAGAAAUGUGGCAAAACUUUUAUACAUACACAUGCUGGGGUAUCCAGCACAUUUUGGGCAGAUGGAGUGUCUGAAGCUUAUAGCAUCACCCCGGUUUACAGACAAGCGUAUUGGAUACCUUGGUGCCAUGCUUCUGUUGGAUGAACGGCAAGAUGUACACCUCUUAAUUACCAACUCUCUUAAAAAUGACCUGAACUCAUCAACCCAGUUUGUCCAGGGCCUAGCGCUCUGCACCCUCGGGGCCAUUGCUUCACCAGAAAUGUCUAGGGAUCUAGCGGGAGAAGUAGAGAGACUUUUAAAAUCAUCUAAUGCAUAUAUAAGGAAAAAGGCAGCUGUCUGUGCAUUACGAAUUAUCUGCAAAGUGCCAGAACUGAUGGAGAUGUAUCUCCCAGCCACACGCUCCCUCCUCUCUGAAAAGAAUCACGGUGUGUUAAUUACUGGCGUCACCCUGAUAACGGAGAUGUGCCGGCAAUCCCCUGACAUGCUAGCUCAUUUUAAAAAGGUAAGUCUACUUCUAUAACUAAAAAAAAAAAAAAAAAAAAAAAAAAAAAAAAAAAAAAAAAAAAAAAAAAAAAAAAAAAAAAAAAAAAAAAAAAAAAAAAAAAAAAAAAAAAAAAAAAAAAAAAAAAAAAAAAAAAAAAAAAAAAAAAAAAAAAAAAA